AUGGAGGGGGUCCACCUGGUGCACAUCGAGAUGAGGGAGCUGGGCUCAGCUGCAAGGCAGCAGCUGGACACUUCCAAGGCAUCCACUGUCAGCACGAAGAGAGCACUUCGUGCGGAGCAGAGAGGAGGAGAAGAGGAUGUGAAGGUGAGGACGCUAACUCCGAAUAUCUUGAGGGUCUCCUGGAGUCGUGGAGCAGCAGCUGCGCAGGACCGAUCCCCACCUCUGGCCUCUCCUCAACACAGUCCAGGACAAACGGUGAGGAGGUCGACGAGGAGGAGAAAAGAAGAGGAGGAGAGAGACGAGGCUCCGUACUGGAAGUCAAGCCUGUUCGAGUACAGGGACGUGAGGAAAAGCAACACACUGCUGAUGCAAAAGUUGUUCGACAACAGGCAGCAGCACCUGGAAGACAGCAGGAACAGAGUUGAGGUAUUUCCAGACAUCAAGGCAGACUCCUUCUCGAUCGCCCAGGGGUCGGCGGAUCAGAGGCUGGGCUCGAGCUUCCUUUCUGUCAGCUUCGAGAGCCCUGCCGAGAGUCAAAGCAGAGGGUUGUCGCCGAUGAGUGAAAACAUGUCAAGGGGGUUGAACUCUGCCAAUGCAUCUCCUGCGCGAUAUUUCCACCCUCAUUCUCAGACGUACCCCAAGAGAGAAGGGAGGAGGACGAUUAUCAGAGACGAGCAUCCUGCAACGAAGGAUAGCUCAGAGGCGGAAGAAGUGUACUUGAAGCAGAUGGAGAAUUUGUCGAGGACGAUGGUCCGAUCUGCUGACGAUGUUUCACUUCCUAGAAAGGAUCCCUUGUUUCCCCGUCCUCUCCCACCUCGAUGCCGGGUAAGCGCGUCUAAGAAGUCGAUCGAGGAUCAGCUGGCAAGGACGGGGAGAACCUCGCUCGUCGCUUCGCCGCGGGAAGAGAACGGGGAGGAGAGGCGAGACGGGGAGCAGCUGGCAGGCCUGAGGAUCGAUGCUGAUCACGGGGUCCGAUCUCUGCUGGACUCCUCCUGGUCCCGGGGCUCGUCCAGGACGAUUGACAGCAGACAGUUCGUCUCCUCCAUCCAGGAGAUGCCCUGGAUGACUGACGGGCGGGGGGAGAAGCUGCGGCUCAAGGAGAAGAAGAGGAUAACGAGGUCCUCGACCCCUGACACCCUCCUGGCAGCUCAGAGGACGCGGCCUGACGUCCACUACUUCGACAUCUACACCAAGGACCACGCAAGGCAGCACAAGCACAUGAUCCGGCUUGUGGAGUCCAUCCAGAGGAACGUGAGGAAGGAGAAGAAAAAGAGGAGGAGCGCGAGCCCGACCUCCUCGGACGAGGAUGCGAAACACACGACGACGAUGGAGCGAGGCAGCUCGGAGCAGGAGCACGCGUCUCCUCCCGGUGCUCAGAGGUCACAGAAGCUGCUGCCUGUGCAACAGGCCAAGUCGGGCGACAUGCAGGAGGCGACAGCCGUACUGGUGGAGCAAGUGAACCAGUCCCUCCACCGGGUCAUCCUCAAGGCCCCGGGCCAGCAUGUGAAGCUUCAGAUGAGGAGGGAGGUAGAGGAGGACCGGGAAACAAUCUUUCUCGCCAUUGCCAGCUCCCCUGCAGCCUCUGCUGACUCCUUUGAGUUCCUCGUCUCGACUGCCAACAAGCACGAGAUGUCAACCUCCGCGCUGCUGUCAAAGGCACAGCAGCGUCCCACGCAGGGUACCAAUUGCUGGAUCUCGUCGCCACUGGGAGAAGGGUUCAAUGUGACAGGGCAUGGAGAAGAAGCGAUGGCAGUAAACCAUUGUCAGGUGGAGGAAAUGCUUGACAAGUCUUCGACACUUUGUUUCUUUGCCUCCGGGGCAGGCAUCGCUCCUAUCAAAUCCUGUAUAGAAAGUUGCUCCUGGACCUCUUGUAGCCCCAAAAUUUUCUUCAGCGUAACAGGACAAGCAAGCGAGACGUUGCAGGGAUGGAUGAGGAGGUGGGAAGAGAGCGGCGUCGUCAUCCGACUUCCCUCUAAGGACAGAGGGACAAGACUGGAGGACUUCUGUGUCCCAGAGGAGCUCGCAGAACCCGCGCGCACAGUAGCGGUCCUCUGUGGGAACACAGAGAUGUGUCUUACGGUCAAAGAUCGGCUGCUCCUCCUCGGAGUGCUCCAAGACAACAUCAAGAUCUUGUGA
Guillardia theta CCMP2712 is the source of this 2136-nucleotide messenger RNA. RefSeq lists its product as hypothetical. Lineage: Eukaryota; Cryptophyceae; Pyrenomonadales; Geminigeraceae. The coding region runs from base 1 to 2136 and encodes 711 amino acids. The record is from RefSeq and is a predicted model, not a curated record. The transcript has 10 exons.